GCAGGGAUGCUUGAUACCCCAGAAGCUUCUAUGAUGUUGCAGCUUUAUAAUGGGACAGGAUGGACGCGGAAAACAGUAAUGGGCAACGCGAACUUUGAGAUGGAGAAGACUGCGCUUAACGUACUUGGGUUCAGCCAACCAGACGUGAUGUACAAUGUAAUGAGUCAGCAUGGCAACAUAGAGCGUGGGCUAUCUUCAAGGUUCCUGCUGGCUAUACCGAAGCCGGUAUUUGGGAACUACCAGUCUCUGAAGGUCACGGAGGGCCUAGACGGAAGGAAGGAAGUUUAUGAGGAAUUCCGUAUGCUUCUGGUUGAUGCGCUUUUCUCGGUUAUCUUGUAUAAUCGGAACUCAGAGAAGAAUGCAGAAAGCGCAAGGGACGAUGUGAAGAUGUUUGAAGUAGAGGAGGGACCCGACAAUGUCCUGGAAACAACGUAUGAUUCCUUCCAAGAGACAAUCAGAAAGACGAUGCUGGAAGACAACUUGAUGUGCUCAUUAUUCAGUAAGGGAAAAGGACAGCUCUUGAGGGUGAGCGCCGCGCUGUGGCUGCUGUUCUUUGCAGUGGAGCAGUCGGAGAUGGUUGCCAAGUCUACAUGUGGCCUUGACCUUCCAAAGGUCAUCCCCGAGCGUGUGGUGUCUGCUUCAGUCGCCGUGGUGACUUACAGCAUAACGCAAACGGGACUUCUGCAUGGGCGUAGACUGAACGAAGCCGGAGUGAUCGACACCGAUACAAACCACGUGCAGUCCUCUUCCUCGUCACGCCGACAGACACACCUGGGAGGUCAGACGCUGUCGGCAAGCAUUUUGAUGGCCCCAGGACGGGUGCUUUCGGUAACAGCCAUUCUCAAAGUUCGGCCAUUCAAGUUAAAAGGGAAAAAGGAAGUUGUCGAUGCUAUGCUGGCGUUGCAAGAACAAUGCCUGGGGAUGGUCAAGGUGCUGUCUCACCGAGGAGGACAGAAAGUCUACUUCCUGAAAAAUGAGGUCCUUGAACUACCGGACGCAGACAAAACAGCAGCGGUGGUGGCUUUGGCGCAGCACGGUGUGAACAUCAAGGAGUACUCUGAGACUCUUGUUGAUAGUGAAGCAGAGAAAGAUCUCAAAACUACAGAGUCGUUAGCUCCAGUGAAAAGAAAGUUUGGCGGUUCUGAUCUCUUUUCUGCAAGAUUUGAUGCCGACGAUGACGACGACAACGACUUCGUCGACACAAGCAAAAGGCGUUCUUUAUAA
Messenger RNA from Branchiostoma belcheri (Belcher's lancelet), 1224 nucleotides. RefSeq lists its product as uncharacterized. NCBI's taxonomy places the organism in Eukaryota, Metazoa, Chordata, Leptocardii, Amphioxiformes, Branchiostomatidae. The record is from RefSeq and is a predicted model, not a curated record. Bases 7 to 1224 code for a protein of 405 amino acids. The transcript is spliced from 6 exons.